AUGACCAUCUAUAUUGCUUCAUUGUUCCUCCCGUAUACCGCCAAUUUCUAUCUCCCCGAGUCCAGAAACCGUGUCCUUCGUCCAUCUAAUGCCUCCCCUCCAUCGGAGGUCAUCUCGGAAUCCGUCAGCCCCGCGCCCACGGCAUCCGUCAGUCUCUUCGAAAAAGGAAAUACCAACGAGAAGGUCGGCCUCACUCCCGGCGCGACAACCGACCAUGAACGGAUCUUCUCGGCGGAGCUGUCCAAGGCUGAGAAGAAUCGGACAGGCUACCCUUUUCCCGCCCAGGUCGAUGACGUAGCGCUCCUCACCGAAAGUGAAGCGCAUUCCCCCGCAUGGGGUUCGACCUUGUCUCUCAACCAGCCUCGCCCGCGAUCCGUUGUCCCGCCGUCUCCAUCCAUCCUCAAACACCAGGAGCCCGUCGUGGUCGAGACUGAAGCUCCCCGGGAUAAGGUGCGCACGCUCCAGCCGCCUGGACCCAUCCCGCUAUACUUCAAUAAACAGCGCCGAGAUUCCUCCCGCAAGGCCUCGUUCUCCGGCGCCGAAUGGACGAUCGAGACCGCCGAGCAGGGCAAUGGUGGGCUGCGCAAUGCCGUGCGCUCCGCUGCAGACGCCGGACAAUUGGAGGACCAAGUCUGGGUCGGCACGCUGGGCAUGCCGACCGAUGCCUUGUCCAACUACACUAAAAUCGCCAUUGCAGAGAAGCUGGAAGACGAGUAUGGGUCGUUGACCGUCUACGUCAGUGAUGGCGAUUUCGAUGGCCACUAUACCCACUUCUGCAAAACCAUCCUCUGGCCGGUUUUUCACUAUCAGAUCCCGGACAACCCCAAGAGCAAGGCCUAUGAAGACCAUUCGUGGGUUUACUACGUCAAAACCAAUCAGGCCUUCGCCGAGCGGAUUGCCCGCAAUUGGAAGCGGGGGGACUCCAUCUGGAUCCAGGACUACCACCUGCUGCUAGUGCCCGCCAUGCUGCGGAAACUGCUUCCUGACGCUCAGAUCGGGUUUUUCCUGCAUAUUGCCUUCCCCUCGUCCGAGGUGUUCCGCUGCCUCGCGCCGCGGAAAGAGCUCCUUGAGGGGAUGCUGGGGGCGAACCUGAUCGGAUUCCAGACGGAAGAGUACUGUCGCCACUUCCUCCAGACCUGUAGCCGCAUUCUCUCCGUGGAGGCGACCAAUGAAGGAGUCCAACUCGAAGAUCGGUUCGUGAACGUACACAAAUUCCCCAUUGGCAUUGAUCCCACCUCAUGGGACAAGCGGCGACAAGCGGCCGAUGUGGAGGAAUGGAUCCAGACCAUCUCCGAACGCUACGAAGGGAAACGACUGAUUGUGUCUCGAGACAAGAUUGACGGAGUGCGUGGUAUCCGGCAGAAGCUGCUGAGCUACGAACUUUUCCUCAAUACGUAUCCUGAAUGGAGGGAUAAGGUGGUCUUGAUCCAAGUCGCCACGAGCACCACCGAACAGCCGGAAUUGGAGGCGACGAUUUCGGAUAUCGCUAUGCGGAUCAACUCGGAAUUUUCAACCCUUGCGCAUCAGCCACUGGUAUUUCUGAAGCAGGACCUCGCUUUCCCGCAAUACCUGGCGCUGAUUUCUGUUGCGGAUGCUCUGAUGAUUACCAGUUUGCGCGAGGGAAUGAACCUGACUAGCCAUGAGUUUGUCUAUUGUCAGGACGGGAAAUACGGAAACAAGAAAUAUGGAUCCCUUAUCCUGAGCGAGUUCACCGGCAGUGCGUCCGUCUUUGGGAACCAUGCUCUUCUGGUCAACCCGUGGAACUACCGACAGUGUGCGGAGGCGAUCCAUACGGCCCUCUCGCGGAGUGAGGAAGAGCGCAAGCAAGUGUGGAUGGAGCUUCACCGAGCGGUGCUUCAGAAUUCCACCUCCAACUGGGUCAAGUCGUUCAGUGAGACGCUGAGCCGGGUAUGGAAUGAGCAGUCCUCUCGGGAGAUUAUGGCGGUUCCACGGCUGUCGUUCAACAAGCUGCAACUCCACUAUGGACAAGCGGCCCGGCGGUUGAUCAUCGUGGAUUACGAAGGCACACUGGCUUCGUGGGGUUCCCCGAAGAGCAUCAUCGUCACCACACCCCAGCGGGCGAUCACGGCGCUGACGGAACUGACCGACGAUCCCCGGAAUAUCGUCUUCGUGAUGAGCUCUCGGAUGCCCGAGGAGAUGGAGCGGCUGUUCCGGAUGGUGGCCAACCUCGGACUCAUUGCGGAGAACGGCUGCUUUGUGCGCGAGCCCGGCACGGAAGAAUGGUUCAAGUUGACCAACAAAGAGCAGACGGACGCGUGGAAGGAGGCGGUUCAACAGAUUUUGGAAUACUAUCAAGAGCGGUCCGAAGGUAGCUGGAUUGAGCAGCGGCACUGUUCGCUCAUGUUGCAUUACGGAUCGGCGGACGACCAGGCGGCGGCGUGCCGGUUGGCGGCCGAGGCAGCGGGCCAUAUCAACGACGCCUGCGCCAACCAAGGGGUGCACGCGGUGCUGGUGGAUGGUGCCUUGGUAGUGGAACCGGGCGACACCAACAAGGCGUCGGCUGCGGCCAUGGUCUGGCGGCACUGUCUGCAGCGGAGCGAGAAGGACUCAUCGUACGGCCGGCCGGAGUUCCUCCUCGCCAUUGGUGACGGGCGCGAUGAUGAGCCGGUGUUCCGGUGGGCGAACAAAUUGGCGAGCGCGAACGCGGUAGAAUACGCCAUGACUGUGACGCUGGGCUCUCGCAGCACCGAGGCGAAGGCGACCCUGACGCAGGGAGUGACGGGGGUCCUCUCCGUGUUGGAGCGACUGGCGGCGACGCAAUAA
This is a messenger RNA of Aspergillus terreus NIH2624, 2784 nucleotides long. RefSeq names its product putative alpha,alpha-trehalose phosphate synthase subunit TPS3. Bases 1 to 2784 code for a protein of 927 amino acids. The record is from RefSeq and is a predicted model, not a curated record. The transcript has 3 exons. Gene Ontology annotation, molecular function: catalytic activity. Gene Ontology annotation, biological process: trehalose biosynthetic process. NCBI's taxonomy places the organism in Eukaryota, Fungi, Ascomycota, Eurotiomycetes, Eurotiales, Aspergillaceae. Gene Ontology annotation, cellular component: cytosol; alpha,alpha-trehalose-phosphate synthase complex (UDP-forming).